This is a messenger RNA of Lactuca virosa, 957 nucleotides long. Lineage: Eukaryota; Viridiplantae; Streptophyta; Magnoliopsida; Asterales; Asteraceae. The record is from the annotation of a GenBank genome assembly.
AUGCCAGGUGUACCUAUGUGGAGUAAUAUUUCAACGGGAAUUAACGAACAGGUUUGGAGUUCAUCUGAUCAUUUCACAAGUCGCAACGCAAACCUCCUUAAUCGGCUAUCUGGGCAUACACCCACGCUAUCAAAAUUCUCCUCCUCUCGAUCCGUUCUAGCGCUUUCGAGGUUGACUCCAGCUGAAUGGUUCAACAAACAGAUUCAAAGUUCAAAGAAAUCAGAUGAAAUUGAAAACUCACUUUUGAAAGACGAUGACUCUUCUGUUGAAGCCAAUAAGGUUUCAGGCAUCAAAAGGCCCCAACAAACACCUACCAAUAACAAGGGGAAUCUUGUUUAUGUCCGGAGGAAGACAGAAUCAGAACAUCAUAAAAACAGCAAUUGUAUCAAACCAAAUGAUCAACCUAUAAAACCACAUGAACACGAUGAAAAGAAUCAUGAACAAAAAAAUCCAAUCAACGAUUCUACAAUAUCUACUCACAAAGAUACAAAGAUUAGUUCACCUUCAAAGGGAUUAUCAAGUAUUCAACAAUGGGAAGAGCGAUAUAUGAGAUUGCAGAACUUUUUAAAGGUUUUAGAUUUGUCAAAUCAAGAUGAUUAUCGCCAGAUGCUUCGCUCCCUCACAUCAGUUGGGCUUAGCAGAGUUGCAGUUGAACUAGAAAAGAGAUCAAUUCAGCUCUCUAUGGAGGAAGCAAGAGAAGUCCAACGUGCAAAACUUGUGGAUACAUUGCAUAAAUUUUCAACAACUACUGGAGAACACCCAUCAAACAAGUGAAGCAAUCGAUCCUGCAUACAGUUGUUAAUAAGUUGUUAAUAGUAACCAGCUUUUUUUUUUUUAAUCUUUAUUCUCCACUAACCUGUAAAAUAAUGAAACUUUAGGGGGUUCAAAUGAAAUAAAGACAAACUAUAUGGGGGUCAGUCACUGUAAAAAAAAAAAACAUCCACCGAAAAAUCAGUA